Molecule: messenger RNA, 363 nt
Organism: Neurospora crassa OR74A
Lineage: Eukaryota; Fungi; Ascomycota; Sordariomycetes; Sordariales; Sordariaceae
Exons: 2
Coding region: 1-363 (120 amino acids)
Source: RefSeq, a predicted model, not a curated record
AUGGUCUUAUGGCCUAUGGAGGACCCAGAAUUCCCAAAGAUUGCAAAGCUGCAUCGAUCGAAGGAUGGCGGUCGUGCACGACACAAGAAGGCCAUGCCCACCAUAUAUACGCAGAUGCUGGCUGCCAAUGCCGCGGGCCGAGGUGACGUUGUAUCUCGUCCAGGAACUCGUAUUACGACGUCUGGAAACAUAGCCGAGAGGGAAGCCAAGGUCAAGAAGGAUCGCGUCGGUGUUUCUCCGAGCCAAGUGUCCAUGGGAGAAGUUAACAGCCACGGGCUACCUAUCCAAACCGUCGGAACAGCGCCCUCCCAGUCCCAAGGUGUUGGGCACACGCUAGUACGACCUGGGUUGUACAGCCUGUGA